AUGUCGUCGGGCUGUGUGUCCAUCUCGAAAUCGGCGUUCCUCCCCGCCGCCGCCCUUCCCGAGGCCACCACCGCCCGCAUUGACUCCAAGGAUGGAAAAUCACUCGUCCAGCAGACGCUCAUCAAAUACUCACAAAAUCAGGCGUACUGCGUGCUGUCCACCUUCGAUGGAGCUCUCGAAAAUAAGGAAAUCACCGUCGACACUGACAAGGAGAAUCCGCUCCAGCUGAAGCUUGACAGAAUCGCGGAGACGAAGGUCAAUAAGAGCUUGCUGCCCGUCUUCGUUCAGUUCCAUCAUCCUCUAAAGCAACGUUCGGCCGAAAGUCACAUCUCAGACCGUAGCUUCGAAGCUGUGCUCGGCCGUUUCAACCUGGAACUGAAGAAGAAUGUGACUAUGGAUAGUUUUGAGCGACUCUCCUCUUGGAGAGACGAGGCUGGUUUUGUCGUCUCGGACCGCGACCGCUAUGAAUUGGCCACAUUCGACACAAAAGCCCUUCUGAAGGAGCUGAUGCCAGCUGAUACCCCGGUUACCAAAUACGCGGCCAGCGAUCUGGAAGCCGUCAUCGACUUUGACGAGUCCGUAUGUGGCACAAAGAGGGCCAGCCUUAUUGCCGCCCUCGCCAAGCAUUCAGAGAUCUACCUCAUCAAGACCUCUGCUUCCGUUGAUGGCCUCUUGGCAGCGAAGGGCGACCGCAUCGUGGCCCUCUAUGCCGAGACAAUCGAGCUUGCCCAUGCCCUCAUCAAGCACUAUAUUGCUGUGAAAAAGCUGUCGAAAGUUACGUUCUUCACGCGUUGUGGCGUGUGGCAAACGGAGCCAUCUACUAGCCGACCCGUCUACCGCUUCCACACCAGGACGAUCCCCUCUCAACUGAAAUGGAACAAGGUCUAUGCGGCUAAUUUCGGCGUCCAUCUUGUC
This is a messenger RNA of Mesorhabditis spiculigera, 915 nucleotides long. Lineage: Eukaryota; Metazoa; Nematoda; Chromadorea; Rhabditida; Rhabditidae. The record is from the annotation of a GenBank genome assembly.